ACUUUACCAUUAUUUUCAUUUCCUUUUUUAUACUUCUAGAAAAAUAAUGUCAUUUUCACCUUUCAUUUAGUUUUCUUUCUUUUUCUUCCCUCAAAGUCUGUGCAUUUCUCUCUCAACUGAAGCCCCCUAUCAAGAAAUCCUUUACUCUAAUCCUAAAUUUGCUAGAUUUGUAAUUUUCUCCGAAUAAAUUUUUAGCCAAGAAAUAUGGGAGGAAGUGGGGGUGUUGCUUUUCUCAAAGUUGUGCUUCAGAACUUCGAUAUUCUUGCUGGGCCUGUGGUUAGUCUUGUUUAUCCCUUGUAUGCAUCAAUCAAAGCUAUUGAAACCAAGUCUCCUAUUGAUGAUCAGCAAUGGCUCACUUAUUGGAUUCUGUAUUCCAUGAUCACUCUUUUUGAGCUCACCUUUGCAAAGGUUAUUGAAUGGAUCCCUAUUUGGUCAUAUGCCAAGUUGAUUAUGACUUGCUGGCUGGUGAUACCUUACUUUAAUGGAGCUGCAUAUGUUUAUGAGCAUUUUGUAAGACCAACAUUUGUCAAUGCCCAGAAUCGUACUGUCAACAUCUGGUAUGUCCCAAGGAAGAAGGAUGUUUUUAAUAAGAAGGAUGAUAUUAUAACAGCAGCAGAAAAGUACAUACAGGAGAAUGGAACAGAUGCUUUUCGAGAUCUAAUUGACAAGGCUGAUCACAAAAGUACGAAACCAAACACUGAUUAUGGCAUUUUUGAGAAUGAACACUACUACUGAGUGCUGCAGUCUGCUGAUUUUCCAAUAAUGUAAACUUUUUUCAACCACAGUUUAGUUUGUGCCAUGUGUUACCUUUUUAAGCCGUUUGCCACCUCUGUAAUUAGCUUGGUGUCUUUUAUUGUGUAAUUAUGAUGGCAUUUCAUCCUUUUUAGUGAUUAAUGGUAGUUAAUUACUGUACAAUACAUCCUUGUGUGUCUUAAUUUGUCUGGAAAUACUCCAGCAGCCUAACAGAGAAAAGAAGAGGGAAAGGGGUGCCUUCUAUUUUGUACCUUGUUGCUUAUGCAUUCUAACACUUUUGCAGCUAAGAUGGACUGGUAUUGUCUAUACUUUCCAAGAA
Messenger RNA from Chenopodium quinoa (quinoa), 1072 nucleotides. RefSeq names its product HVA22-like protein a. The coding region runs from base 205 to 735 and encodes 176 amino acids. NCBI's taxonomy places the organism in Eukaryota, Viridiplantae, Streptophyta, Magnoliopsida, Caryophyllales, Amaranthaceae. The transcript has 5 exons. The record is from RefSeq and is a predicted model, not a curated record.